Molecule: messenger RNA, 1500 nt
Organism: Rotaria socialis
Lineage: Eukaryota; Metazoa; Rotifera; Eurotatoria; Philodinida; Philodinidae
Source: the annotation of a GenBank genome assembly
AUGGCAAAUAAUAAUGCUUCUCAAGCAUUCACUUCAGCAGAUACAAAACAAGAAAGUCAACGUCAAUUAUCGGACAGCCGGACGCCGACUAAUUAUUUUAUUCUAUUCGAACAUUCAUUGUCUACAAGUUCCAACGACAUUGGUUUUCAUGAAUAUCUGGGUACUCGUUCUCGUAAUCAUCAUCACCAUAAAUUACAUUUACCACAAGUGAAGAAUAACCAAGAAACAGGCUCUAAUGGGACACCUGAAGAAUUUUCAAAUUGUAUCAAAGAAGUUUUAAAAUCAAUACCCUACGAUGAACUAUCAUCGUAUCUGAUUAGUGUUCGAAUGGGUGUUUCAUAUUUCUUUUCGAAACGUUUUCGCUUCAACAAUAUGUAUUCAAUUAAUGAAAUUCAAGAUCUGAUUAAAAAGAAAAUUCCAACAACAAAUGGUAAAUAUUAUUAUCUACCACGAGAAAAUUAUCCUAAUCAACGCGAUGAUACUCUGCGAUCGGCAUUUUGUAAUGUUAAACCAAUAAGUCAACCUCGUGAAUUCGUUGAGAAACUCGAAAAAUUUAGUUUUAAAGUGAAUCAACAGAAACAUGUCUACCGAGUUUAUUUACAAACAGAUGAUCAUCAAACUCAUAUUUGUACUAUUGAUCCUGCAUUGAAUUAUUCCAUUGUGGAAUUUUCAAAAGAUUUUCAACGGACUUCAAAUAUCGACUUUAUCCGUGAUCGUCGUUCAUCUCGAUUUCUAAAAGCGAAAACUUACGAUGAUGUAUUUGAUUUUCGCAUCCAAUUUCAAUACAAUCCUUGUACACGUAGGGAUCAAAUGGCUACCAUGGAAUAUGAAUUACGUCAACAAUUUCCAUCGCUUAGUUUCGAUUUUAAAAAUGAAAAUAUUCUGCAACCACUAAAUAAUAAUUCUAUUGAUGAUCAAGAACUUUCCAUAUGUAAAGAAUUAUGUCCAUAUGUAAAUUUUAUUCGACGUGAUUUCGGUGAUGUUUAUCAAAAUGAUGGUGAUGAUGAACUGUUUGAAAAUUUUACUAUUUUCCUUGAAUCAUCGGCUGAGUAUCAAAUUAAUCGUGAACAAUGCACAUGCAAACGUCAGCUAGAUACACAUGGAUUAGUCUAUGCUCGGUUAAAUCUAAAUACAAUGAUGUCAUCGAAUGUAAUUGAUGAAGAGUUAUUGAUAUUAAAAUUAUGGAAUAUGGGCGAAGGUUUAACAACCAUAGCUGGUCAAUUUACGACGGAUGAAACGCAACAAUCAACGAUUUAUCAUACGGCCGAUGGAAAUCAAUAUACAGCUCAUGAUGAGGCACUUGUACAAAGAAUACUGAAACAAUCAAAUUUACACUCAGCACUUGGUUUAAAUCGUAACGCAACUGACAACGAAAUCGUGCAAAAUUUCAAUCGCCUACAAGAUCGAUUCGGUACUAAAUGGAACUCUAUUCAAGGCGGUCGAUUCGCCAGCGAAAAACUUGAUACGUUAUAUAAAAACUAUUUUAACGAGCCGACCUAA